Molecule: messenger RNA, 2042 nt
Organism: Catharus ustulatus (Swainson's thrush)
Lineage: Eukaryota; Metazoa; Chordata; Aves; Passeriformes; Turdidae
Gene: MXD1
Product: MAX dimerization protein 1
Exons: 5
Coding region: 30-770 (246 amino acids)
Biological process (GO): negative regulation of transcription by RNA polymerase II
Molecular function (GO): RNA polymerase II cis-regulatory region sequence-specific DNA binding; protein dimerization activity; DNA-binding transcription factor activity, RNA polymerase II-specific
Source: RefSeq, a predicted model, not a curated record
CGCCGGUCGCGGCCCGUCCCGGCCCCGUCAUGGCCGCCCCCCCCCGCCUCGGCAUCCAGAUGCUGCUGGAGGCCGCCGAGUUCCUGGAGCGGCGGGAGCGAGAAGCCGAGCACGGUUACGCCUCGCUAUGGCCCGGCGGGAAGGACGGGGAGGCCCCGCGGCGCCGCGCCAAGGCCCGGAGGAGCGGCGGCAGCGGCAGGUCGACACACAAUGAAAUGGAAAAGAACAGGCGCGCCCAGCUCCGGCUGUGCCUGGAGAGGCUGAAGGGGCUGGUGCCACUGGGGGCGUCAGCCGGGCGGCACACCACACUCAGCCUCCUCACCAGGGCCAGGCUCCAUAUCCAGAAGCUGGAGGACCAGGAGCGCCGGGCCCUGCACCAGAUCGAGCAGCUGCAGCGGGAGCAGCGGCACCUCCAGCGGCAGCUGGAAAAGCUGGGGAUGGAACGGGUCAGGAUAGACAGCAUUGGCUCCAGCCUUUCCUCCGAGCGCUCCGACUCGGAUCAAGGUGAGAGCCCACGCUGGGGGAUGGCUGGUGAGAGGCCUGGCCAUGCUGGAACUCCAACCAUUCCCAUUCCUCCGGCAGAAGAGAUGGAUGUGGAUGUGGAGAGCACGGACGACCUCCCGGCCGACCUGGACUGGAGCAGCAGCAGCCCCAGCGACUCGGAUGAGCGCGGGAGCCUCCAGAGCCUGGGGAGCGACGAGGGAUAUUCCAGCUCCAGCGGGACCAGGGCGAAGCUGGCGAGCAGCCGGAAGCUUCCUGUCGGGAUUUAGGAAGUGCUUCCCAUCGCCGUGGCACCGCCGCCGUCCCCUCGGGCUUCCAUUAGCCAGCACACCGACCCUGCCAGCGUUCCCUGCACGGAAACACCCUGACAUCCCGCUGCUCCAGCUGCUCCCGGGGCUCCAUUUGCAUCGCCGGCCUCUCACCCUGGUCAAACCUCCUCUGCCAGGCCCUACAUUCCAGCCACGCCUGAAGCGCCCGGGAAUAUCCUGGCAAUAACAGCAACCUCAAGAGCCUUCCCUGGGUUCUUUCCCAGGCUGUCACUGCCCGGUAUUCCCAAUCUUCUCUACUUUUGGGUGGCGACAUCACGUUCCUGAUCCUCAGGACCGAAAAAGCUGAGUUUUUGGGAGGAGAUCUGAAGAGAGAACCAGUCCUUUGUGGACUUUCUAUCCAUGACAGAGCAGAGCCAAGCUGGGAACACGGAGCAUUUCGGGCACAGAGAUCAGCCUCAGUCGGGAGUUCCUUCUCCCGACUCUAAAUAUUCAGGGACACCCCAUCCCAGCCCUUCCAGAGCAUUCCUGGCAUGGGGAAUAGCUCACCAGGGGCUCAGAGCCAUCCUCACCCCUUGGAUUGGCCGCCUCUGGGCUCGUUAAAGCCAAAUGGGAUGUCCCACCUGCCGUGGCACGGCAUUCCAGACUCCUGGAAUUCCCUUUCCACACUUCUAGUCUCGGGGACAAUUUUUUCUACCUCGGAGGGAGCCCACAGACUCUCUCCACCCCUUCAGCACAAAGAUGAUGCCUCUGCUCAGCAAUAACCCCACGGGACUCCCUGGAUCGUGUCCAUCCAUCCGGGAUGUUUCCAGGCUCGUGAAGGAUUCCAGAAGCCACCACAGGGAGGGCAGCCCCAGAGGGCAGGGGGGUUCUGAGCCAGAGCACACAUCAGCUGUGUGGAUUCUUUUCCCAGUGCACUGGAGGGAGCAUUCCCAUCACUUCCUGCUUUUAGAGCUGCUCUGGGAAUGUUGACACACUUCCAACACCUUCCUUUUCCCCUCGAGCUGCUCCAAGGGCGUUCCCAGCCCCAUGGAGCUGGCCAGGCCCUGGUGAGGAAUCGGCAAGGAGCUCUGCAGGGCUGUUCCUGCCGCUGGGAUACAAACCUUGACCCUCUGCUGGUCCCUUUCAGGAAACACAGGUGCUGAAAGGCAUCGAGAUGCUCCAUGGAAUGCAAGGGGAUGAACAGCAGGAGACUCCAGUGCUUUUUCCUUUGUCUUUCUCCUCUUCCUUCGUUUUUUUCUUUCCCCUUUUUCCCCUUUUCCUUUUCUUCUUACC